AUGUGUCGGUGGUUCGCAUACAUAUCUCCUAAGGAGCCAUGCCUACUAUCGGAUGUACUCAUCACACCUGCCAACAGCAUCAGCAAACAAUGCUCCGAGCACUAUCUUCCGAAACUUCUGCCGCAUGGUGAUGACAAGGAUCUGAAUGAUGCUUCUGAUGAGUUGCUACGUAUCCGUAACUCACUACUGAACAUGGAUGGAUUGGGAGUUGCUUGGUACACCGAAGCUUCCUCCACCUAUGUUAAGCACGUGACCGGUCCGCGUCCAGCACUAUACAAGUCUCAAAGCCCUCCUUUCAACGACUUCAACUUCAAAUCCCUUUGCGAGAACACCGAAACGCACUGUGUCUUCGCCCACAUCCGUGCUACCAGCGGUAGCGUCGUCACACCAGUAAACUCGCACCCCUUCGUCUUUGGCCGUCACAUUUUCAUGCACAACGGCGUCGUAUCAAACUUCUCUUCCAUUCGUCGUGAUAUGACGGAUCUCUUGAGUUUCGAUGCGUAUUGCAAUGUACUCGGCUCCACGGACUCUGAGCAUGCUGCCGCUCUGUACAUGACAAAUUUGACAAAUGGCGCGGGGAAGGAGAGCUGGGACAAGCCAUUUUCUCUCAAAGCCAUGUUCGAAGCUAUGCGCAAGACCGUUGUGCAGAUCCUGCAACUGCAGCAUGACAUACUCGGCGCGGACAACGUACCCAAUUCUCUGAACUUCUGCACCACAGACGGCACGAAGUUACUCGCUAUUCGUUUCCGCAACCACGUCACGCAGCAACCGCCUAGUCUAUAUUGGUCCGAAUUCGCGGGCCGUACAUUGAACACAAAGUAUCCUGGACAUCCUGAUGGAGGACAUAUGACAAACAUGGAGGCGACUCUGGGAGAAGAGGAGAGAAUCGGGAAACACACAAUUGUAGCUUCUGAGCCAACGACGUUUGACGAGGGCGAGUGGCAUUUGAUCAGUAAGAACUGUGCGUUGUUGGUCGAUGAGGAGGGAACGGAGACAGAGGUGGAGAUCGAGUAUGAAGGGGGAUUGAACGCGAGGGAUCCCAAAUACGACAGUCAAACUUAA
This is a messenger RNA of Dothidotthia symphoricarpi CBS 119687, 1062 nucleotides long. Its product is annotated as N-terminal nucleophile aminohydrolase. The transcript is spliced from 2 exons. The record is from RefSeq and is a predicted model, not a curated record. The coding region runs from base 1 to 1062 and encodes 353 amino acids. Lineage: Eukaryota; Fungi; Ascomycota; Dothideomycetes; Pleosporales; Dothidotthiaceae.